AUGUCCCGUUAUCGAGGACCUCGUGUAAGAAUAAUACGUCGUUUAGGAGUUUUACCAGGACUAACUAAUAAAACACCACAGUUAAAAUCUAGUUCUGCUAAUCAAUCGACAGCUAAAAAAAUUUCUCAGUAUCGCAUUCGUUUAGAAGAAAAACAAAAAUUACGUUUUCAUUAUGGAAUAACAGAACGACAAUUACUUAACUAUGUACGUAUUGCUAGAAAAGCAAAAGGGUCAACAGGUCAAAUUUUAUUACAAUUACUGGAAAUGCGUUUAGAUAAUAUUGUUUUUCGAUUAGGUAUGGCCCCUACAAUUCCUGGAGCAAGACAAUUAGUAAAUCAUAGACAUGUUUUAGUCAAUGAUUGCAUAGUAGAUAUACCAAGUUAUCGCUGUAAACCUGAGGAUUCUAUUACUGUAAAAAACCGACAAAAAUCUCAAGCUAUAAUUACUAAAAAUAUAGAUUUUUCUCAAAAAUCCAAAGUACCAAAUCAUUUAACUUUUGAUUCUACACAAAAAAAAGGAUUAGUUAAUCAAAUACUAGAUCGUGAAUCAAUUGGUUUAAAAAUAAAUGAAUUAUUAGUUGUAGAAUAUUAUUCUCGUCAGGCUUAA
Messenger RNA from Physcomitrium patens, 606 nucleotides. Lineage: Eukaryota; Viridiplantae; Streptophyta; Bryopsida; Funariales; Funariaceae. The record is from the annotation of a RefSeq genome assembly.